Cydia amplana is the source of this 3223-nucleotide messenger RNA. It is a transcript of the gene Khc, whose product is annotated as kinesin heavy chain. The coding region runs from base 178 to 3075 and encodes 965 amino acids. The transcript is spliced from 19 exons. Gene Ontology annotation, cellular component: microtubule. Gene Ontology annotation, molecular function: microtubule motor activity; ATP binding; microtubule binding. Lineage: Eukaryota; Metazoa; Arthropoda; Insecta; Lepidoptera; Tortricidae. Gene Ontology annotation, biological process: mitotic cell cycle; microtubule-based movement. The record is from RefSeq and is a predicted model, not a curated record.
AUUUGGGGCCUUUCUUCGAAGAGAACAUGGCCGACAUUUUGGUCUUGCUGUCAUGAAGAUUUUCUAGUGACAAAUUUUACCUUUGUAGUUCUUCAUGCACGGUUUUAAGUUCCAAAAACGUUUUAUUUUUAAUUGAAUAGACGGUGUUUAGUAUAAGAUAUUUUAUUUUUAUAAAACAUGGCAGCUGAUCGAGAGAUUGCUGCUGAAGACAGCAUAAGAGUGGUGUGCCGAUUUCGACCAUUGAAUGACUCCGAGGAAAAAGCUGGUUCCAAAUUUAUUGUGAAAUUCCCUUCGGGACCUGAUGACAAUUGCAUUUCCAUAGGGGGUAAAGUAUACUUGUUUGACAAAGUAUUUAAGCCAAAUGCGACUCAGGAGAAGGUCUACAAUGAAGCUGCUAAAAGUAUUGUCUCUGAUGUACUGGCUGGUUACAACGGCACUAUAUUUGCUUAUGGACAGACUAGUUCUGGAAAAACACAUACCAUGGAAGGUGUCAUAGGAGAUCCAGGGAAACAGGGUAUUAUUCCACGGAUAGUCAAUGACAUAUUCAACCACAUCUAUGCAAUGGAGGAAAACUUGGAAUUCCAUAUAAAAGUUUCAUAUUUUGAAAUUUAUAUGGACAAGAUUCGGGAUUUAUUAGAUGUAUCAAAGGUAAACCUCAGUGUUCAUGAAGACAAAAAUAGAGUUCCAUUUGUAAAAGGUGCUACGGAAAGGUUUGUGUCAAGCCCCGAAGAAGUGUUUGAAGUUAUAGAGGAAGGAAAGUCAAAUCGACACAUUGCUGUAACAAACAUGAAUGAACAUUCAUCUAGAUCUCAUUCUGUCUUCCUCAUUAAUGUAAAACAGGAAAACUUAGAAAAUCAGAAAAAACUUUCUGGGAAACUAUACCUUGUAGAUUUGGCUGGUUCUGAAAAGGUAUCUAAAACUGGUGCUGAAGGUACGGUACUUGAUGAAGCUAAGAACAUCAACAAAUCACUGUCUGCAUUGGGUAACGUCAUCUCAGCGCUCGCAGACGGAAACAAAUCCCACAUCCCAUACCGAGACUCUAAAUUGACGCGUAUCUUACAAGAGUCCCUCGGUGGUAACGCAAGGACAACCAUUGUCAUUUGCUGUUCACCAGCUUCCUUCAACGAGAGUGAAACCAAGAGUACACUUGAUUUCGGCAAAAGGGCCAAGACUGUGAAGAACGUGGUCUGUGUUAAUGAGGAGCUUACUGCCGAGGAAUGGAAAAGACGUUACGAGAGAGAGAAAGAGAAGGUGGCUAGGCUGAAGGGCAAGGUUGAAAAGUUAGAGGCAGAGCUGGCCCGCUGGCGCUCAGGCGAGACGGUGCGGCCCGAGGAACAGGUCAACCUGCAGGAACUAGAGGCCGUCACGCCCGUGACGUCAUUCAUCGAGGACAAACCUCCGGCGCCGCCGGUACCAGUAGCCGUUUCAAGUGCCGUGGAAGAUGCGGCCAUGCAGGGCAAGCUGGAGGCUCUGUACCAGCAGCUGGACGACAAGGACGAGGAGAUCAACCAGCAGUCGCAGCUGGUCGAGAAACUCAAGGACCAGAUGAUGGAGCAGGAGGAGCUCAUUGCUUGCACAAGGCGCGACUACGAAGCCCUGCAGGGUGACAUGAACCGCAUCCAGCAAGAGAACGAGGCCGCCAAGGAGGAGGUGAAGGAGGUGCUGCAGGCGCUCGAGGAGCUGGCCGUCAACUACGACCAGAAGUCGCAGGAGGUGGACAGCAAGAGCCGCGAGUGCGACCAGAUGUCCGAGGAGCUGCAGGCCAAGCAGACGGCGUUAGCCUCAGCGACGGCCGAGCUGCAGCAGCUGCGCGACAUGUCCGCGCACCAGCGCAAACGCAUCGCCGAACUGCUGUCCAACCUGCUGCGCGACCUCGCCGAGAUCGGCGCGGCCGUCGGCGGUUCCGAGCUCGACUUCAAGCUGAACGUGGACACUGUGGGCAAGCUCGAGGAGGAGUUCACCGUGGCCAGGCUGCAUAUCAGCAAGAUGAAGAGCGAGGUCAAGAACAUUGUGCAGCGGUGCCACUCGCUGGAGACGGCCAAUAUUGACGCUAACCAGAAGAUCGAAGAGUACGAGCGUUCGCUGGGAGAAUGCAGACUGCUCAUCUCGCAGCACGAGGCGCGCUGCGCGUCGCUCGCCGAGUCCAUGCGCGAGGCCGAGAACAAGAAGCGGCAGCUGGAGGAGGCCGCGGACGCGCUGCGCGAGGAGUGUGCUCGCCUGCAGGCGGCUGAGCGCGUGUCGGCGGCGGCGGCGGAGCAGCGCGCGGACACGCAGGUGCGCGGCGCGCUGGAGGCGCAGCUCGAGCAGCUGCGCGCCGCGCACGCCACGCAGCUCUCCUGUCUGCGCGACGAACUCGCCACCGUGCAGCGCAACCAUCAGGACCUCAAGGACACGUACCAGGAGCUGACGCUGGCGCGCCAGCAGCUCCAGGACGACUAUGACAAACUGAAGCGCGAGGAGGCGGACAAGUCGGCCAAACUCAAAGAGCUCAUUCAAAGCGUGGAGAGGCGUGAGCAGGCGCGGGCCGAUCUCAAGGGGCUGGAGGACACGGUCGCCAAGGAGCUGCAGACCCUGCACAACCUGCGCAAACUGUUCGUACAGGACUUGCAGGCAAGGAUAAAGAAAUCGAUCAACUCUGAGGAAGGCGCGGAGGAGGAGGGCGGCUCCCUGGCGCAGAAGCAGAAGAUCUCGUUCCUGGAGAACAACCUGGAGCAGCUGACGAAGGUGCACAAGCAGCUGGUGCGCGACAACGCCGACCUGCGCUGCGAGCUGCCCAAGCUCGAGAAGCGGCUGCGCGCCACCAUGGAGCGCGUCAAGGCGCUAGAGACCGCACUCAAGGAAGCAAAGGAGGGCGCUAUGCGAGACCGCAAGAGGUACCAAUUCGAAGUGGACAGGAUCAAAGAGGCCGUUCGUGCCAAGAAUCUCGCCCGAAGGGGCCCACAGGCGCAAAUCGCGAAACCGAUCCGCGCCGGCGGCGGGCACCUGGUGGGCGGCGCGCCCGGCGUGGUGCGGCCCGCGCCCGCGCAGGACAUCAAGCGCAAGUCCAUCGUCGUGGGCGGCCGCGAUGAAAGUUGAAGAGCUAACCGCAUCAGGUCUUAGAGAAUUUAAAUGGAACUUCAUAGGUGUACCUAACUUACGGCGAAAAUCAUUCUCGAGCAUUAUAUCCAUUACAAUAAAAAUACGUGUUUAAUAAAAGCCUAAUUUAAGCUGCAACAAAAAAAAA